Camellia sinensis is the source of this 2259-nucleotide messenger RNA. RefSeq lists its product as uncharacterized. The record is from RefSeq and is a predicted model, not a curated record. NCBI's taxonomy places the organism in Eukaryota, Viridiplantae, Streptophyta, Magnoliopsida, Ericales, Theaceae.
GGUUCAUAAUAGCAGGUAGUAGUAGUUGAAGUAGGUAUUUUUAACAAAUUCUCUCUCUCUCUCUCUCUCAAAAUUUGAAUAGAUUGUGCUAAUUUUGUCCAAUUCACCCCCUGAUUUUCUAUAGAUAGGGUGGAUAUACAUAGCCAGAGAAUUUACCCUACUCAACAUGUUACAUUCUAAAUCAAGAUUGUUAGAGCUUGAAGAAUGCAACAUAAUACAGGUCAGUUUGAGGAAGAGCUGAAGAUGACAAAGGAGCAAUUGGAUAUGACACAAGAAGAACGAGAUCGAGCCUGUGAUGAGCUCCGAGAGAUGAAAAUAGUGGCUCAGGAGGCCAACAUGAACCUCAGCGAGAGGUUGUCCUCUCUGAUGGUUGAAGAGGCAAAUGCAGAGAUUAAUACCGUGAAGGAGUUCCUCUCAAAUUCAAAAAAAGAAUUGAACAUGAAAGAGGAGAAUAUCGAGUCAUUAAAGUUUGAACUUGAUAAGGCAAAACAAUUUGAGGUCAUACUGGCAGAGAGAGAUGUCUCGUUUGAUAGGUUGAAAGAGGAGUUUAGUAAUUUGAAAGCUUCUGAGGCUCGUGCAAUGGGAUUGUUAUUUGAAAGUAAGAAAAGAAUUCAGGAACUUGAGGAUGAAAUAGGGAGGGGAAAUCUAUCCAAAACCAAAAUGAUUGAUUCAGUGGUUUCCCAAACCAAACAGCUCGAGCAAACCAAGAUUGAACUCGAAGAAUCCAAGCUUGAAGUUGUUUGUCUUCACGAGAAGAUAGCAAAAUUGAAGGUGUCACCUAGGGAAUGUAAACGAGAUCUUGGUGGAGCUUGCAAUCAUGAGGAUUUAGAUUCCACCAAGGAAGCAUUUGAAAGUCUUAGUUCUGAACUUCAAUUGAUGAAAGAGAAUUUGGCUCGUUCUCAAGAUAGUGAGAAAGUUGCCUCAUCGAAGGCCAAGAGUCUAAUUGAGGAGAUGAACUUGCUUAAAAGUGAACUGACAUUGGCUAUCGAGGCAGAAGAGAAGAGCAAGAAGGCCAUGGAUGAUCUAGCAUUAGCAAUAAAAGAGGUUGCAACAGAAGCCAAACAGGUGAAGGAGAAACUCGGCUCAACUGAAUUGGAGCUAGAGCACGUAAAACAGGAGGCAGAACAAUUGAAGGUGAUGGUGAGGAGCACUGAGGAGAGGUAUCAGAAGCUAUUGGAUGAAGCAAAGAAAGAAAAUGAGCAGUACAAAAACACUGUUGAGAGACUGAGAUUAGAAGCUGAGGAGUCACUCUUAGCAUGGAAUGACAAAGAAAUAGAGUUUGUCAAUUGCAUAAGAAGGGCUGAAGACGACAGGACUGUUGCACAAGAAGAAAACACCAGACUAAUUGAAUCCCUAAAAGCAACGGAGAACACAAUUACGGCUUCAAGGGAAGAAAAUUUCAAAUUGAGGGAUAUACUUAAGCAGGCACUAAAUGAAGCUAAUGUUGCAAAAGAAGCUGCAGCCAUCGCUAGGGAGGAGAAUUCCCAACUGAAGGAUUCCCAUGCUGAAAAAGAUGAGGCUUUAGAUUUUCUUGCCCGAGAAAAUGAACGCCUUAGGAUCAAUGAAGCUGCCGCCCAGCAGAGCAUCAAGGAGUUAAAAUGGUUGCUUUCUGUAGCAUCAGCAAAGGAGGAAUCAAAGACCGAGGAGGGUAAGGAGCAUGGAGUGAUAUUUAAGCCUGCAAGCUCAACGGCUGAGAAGAUUGAAGACCGCAAGAAUCUAAACAAAGCUUUUAGUUUCGAUCUUAGUGAGCUAAAAUUUCCAAUUGAAUUGGAAGAUGUAAAUGAAAAGGUUGUAGAUGAGGACCCUGUUAAGGCUGAGGCACUUAAAGGCUCAAUAUUUGAUACUGUAGAUUCGCCAAUGUCAGAGCCCCAUACACCUCUUCACAGAAGGGUGUCCUCCUUGUUCACAGAUGAUGGAGAAAUAAUAAUCCAUUCAGAAGAUUUGGAUCAUCUAGAAGGUGCCCAUCUUGAUGAUGCAGAACAUGAUAGGAAUUCGCAGAGAAAAAGAAAAGCAUUGCUAUAUAGGUUUGGUGAUCUUCUGAAGAGAAAAAAUUUGCACAAAAAGGAAGCAUCUGUUGAAUAAGUCCUUUUUUCUUCUUUUUUUCCUUUUUCUCUUGCUUCGAUUCGACUUUACUGUCCAUAUAUAGUUUGAACAACAUGCAACUAAAGCACCUAAUACUAGGUUGCAUGUAAACCAACAUGGCAACCAUUUGUUGUAAUUUGUAAAUAACAAUGAGAACAUGCUUUAAUAGAAAACACU